AUGCUAGUAAAAAGUUUGGAGGCUGAGGACUACAUAACGCACCUCAACAGCACUUUCCAAAUCCUAAGAAGAUAUAGGAUGAGGCUCAACCCCCUCAAGUGCGCCUUUGGGAUAGCCUCCGGCAAGUUCUUGGGGUACAUGGUCAACCAACAAGGAAUUGAUGCCAAUCCCGAGAAGAUUGAAGCUCUAUGCAAGAUGAGGUCCUCCCAAAAGCCAAAGGAGGCACUUGGGGCAAGCCCCCUCCUCUUCAAACCAAAGCCCGGUGAUAUCCUACAACUAUAUUUGGCCAUCUACAAUGAGGCCAUCAGUUCGGUUCUGAUAUGGGAAGAAAGGUCCACCCAACUCCCUGUAUGCUACACAAGUAAAGCGCUCCUAUCACCGAAAACCCGUUAUCCCAAUAUGGAGAAGCUCGCUUUGGCUUUGAUCAUAGCCUCUAGGAAAUUGAGACCCUACUUCCGAGCACACACCAUCCAUAUACUGACAAAUUUUCCCCUGAGGCAGGCUAGGGCAGCCAUAAAAGGGUCAGCUGGGGAUGUUGGCUCUGGCGCUGGGGUUGUCCUCAUCAGCCCCGAAGGUCCGAAACUCACCUCGGCGGUGAGGUUCGGAUUCAAAGCUACCAAUAACGUAACAGAAUAUGAGGCACUUCUUGCGGGCCUCAGGCUGGCCACCGAAAUGCAAGUAAAGAGGCUACUCAUUAGUAAUGACUCCCAGCUGGUUUUUAGCCAGGUCAAUGAUGCACUCUCGAAGUUGGCUAGCAGCAAGGACUCAGAGCUACUCACAGUAGUACCUAUUGAGCACCUCCUCCUACCUUCGAUCGAGGCCCCAACUAUAAUGUGGAUCGCUGGGACUCCCACUUGGAUGCAGUCAAUCAUAGCAUACCUCAAAGACCAAGAGCUUCUCCUCUCCACUCCUACGGUGCAUCGGAGGAGAAGAGGCUACCCACAUAUUGAGGGAAGUCCACGAGGGCAUGUGCGGCAACCACUCCGGAGGUCUAUCUCUAGCACAAAAAUUAUUGAGGAGUUGACCACCAUCUCGAGCCCUUGGCCUUUCUCAAAAUGGGGUGUGGACCUCAUAGGUCCCCUACCUAAGGGUAGAGGAGGGGCAAGUUUUGCAAUUGUGGCUAUUAAUUACUACACGAAGUGGGUCGAAGCCGAACCACUGGCAAAAAUCACUGAAGCCAACACCUUCAAGUUCUUAUGGAAAGAUAUUAUUUGCCGGUUCGGAAUUCCUCACUCAAUUAUCUCAGACAAUGGCAGACAGUUUGACAACAAGAAGGUUAGAGAAUUAUGCGAAGAGCUCGGCAUAAAAAAGCACUUCUCCACACCUCACCACCCGAAGCUUGAUGUAUCAAAAGGGGCCUGGGUUGAUGAGCUACCCCAAGUCCUUUGGGCGAUCCGAACCACCACCAGGACCCCAACAGGAGAAACGCCCUUCCUCAUGGCAUUUGGAACUGAGGCAAUGAGCCCCAUGGAGGUCGGACUUCCAUCCCCAAGAUGUCUACACUUCAGCGAGAUAACUGACGAUGAGCUUCGAAGGCUCGACCUCAACUUCAUCGAAGAAAGAAGAGAUGAUUCCCAAUUGAAACUCGGUACAUAUCAGAGAAAGAUGACAAGGUACUUCAACUCGAAAGUCAAGAAGAGGUCAUUCCGAUCAACGACCUUGUACUCAGGAGGGUCUUCCUGUCCUCAAAAGAACCUGGUUCCGGUUCCGUUGUUUAUUCGCUUACUUCCAAGGCUCAUUCAGUUCAUUCGUGUUCAUUCACUUAAGUUCGAGGCUCAUACAGUGUUCAUUCACUUAAAUCCGAGGCUCAUUCAGUUGUUUAUUCGCUUAAUUCCGAGGCUCAUUCAGUUCAUUCGUGUUCAUUCGCUUAAGACCAAGGCUCGUUCAGUUGUUCAUUCGCUUAAGUCCAAGGCUCAUACAGUUAUUAUGCUUAAGUAA
Molecule: messenger RNA, 1938 nt
Organism: Olea europaea var. sylvestris
Lineage: Eukaryota; Viridiplantae; Streptophyta; Magnoliopsida; Lamiales; Oleaceae
Exons: 9
Coding region: 1-1938 (645 amino acids)
Biological process (GO): DNA integration
Molecular function (GO): nucleic acid binding; RNA-DNA hybrid ribonuclease activity
Source: RefSeq, a predicted model, not a curated record